AUGUCUCGCUCGCUUCUCUUACAGCGGCUACAGGCGGUCGCCGAGCAGCAAUCUCCGAGCCAGCCGCCCAGCAGACCGCCUGACCUGCCGGCGGAAGCCGCGCAAACGGCGGAGGCUGUCCGCCGCGCAGGCGGCCCCGCAGCAGCAACGGCGCAGCGAAGGGAAGCAGCCGCACCAGGGAAGGCUGUUGGGGGAGCUCGGGAUGGGGAGGGGCGAGCGGAGGAGCGGCGCGGUGGUGGGCGGUAUUCGGAGGAGCAGCUGCGAAUGCGGUGCAAAGUGGUUCGCGGGUGGGUGAAGGACAUACAGGCCCUCCAGGAGCUGCUGCCGCCUGAAGCUGCCUGGGACCCCUCCACUCAGCGCUUUAGCCCCGACCCGAAGCUGGGCAUCAUUUCGCGGCUGAAGCAGCACAAGCAGUGGAAGCACUACAGGCGGUGGUGCAAGCACACGGCGCCCUGGCUGCCCCUCGCUUUGCUCAACGCCCACACGUGCCCUGCUGCGGCCCCACUGUGGGACGAGGAGGAGGAAUGGGAGGAGGAGGAGGAUGAGGAGGAUUGGGGAGAGGGGGAGGGAGGGGAGGAUGAUGGGGAAGAGGAGGAGGAUGAAGUGGUGGAGGUGCGGGCAGGGGGGGAGGAGGAUUGGGAGGCGGAGGAGGAGGAGGUUGAGGAGGUGGAGGGGGGAGGGGAGGAGGGAUGGGGCAAUGGAGAGCGAUUGCGGCGUGUGGCAGGGAGGUAUAGCCAUGGAUCAGGAAGGAAUGUGCGGAGUCGGAGAGACAGAGGAGGGGUGGAGGCAGGGGAGGGUAGUGGAGAGCGGAGGAGGGGUGGAGAGUGGGAUGGUGACGAGUGGUUGAGGACGAGGAGGGGGGAUGCGGGGCGACAGGGAGGGCAGGGAGGGGGCUUGAGGAACAGAGAGAGACGAGAGGGUAUGGAAGGGAGAGGGGUUGGGAAUGGUGGGGUCGGGCCUGCACAGGGGAAUGGUGGGUUCGACCAUGCAGCUGCCGCACCACAGGCCAAUGCCGUUCCUCGUGCUGAGGUGGCACGUAACAAUGUCACUUUUGCUGACGGUGCUCGUCCUGCUGACGUGGCUCGUGCUGAUACGGAACAGGCUGCUGACGUGGGUGGUGCAAGUGCGGAUGAGAGGGACGAGUACCCUGCGAGGCUGGCAGCGCGGAUCGCUGGCAUGGUGGCGAGCAGGAGGGAGCAAGGCGGCACUGAGAGGCUCGGGGUUGACGGCGAGGGGGGAGGGGCCGGGGAUGGAGGAGGAGGAAAUGCUGGUGCACGGUGGAGGGUUGGGGUUUUAGAGGGGUGGAAUAGAGGGGAGGAGAGGCGGGAAGGGGGGCGAGGGGAGGAGGGGAGAGCGGGGAGGGGUGUGAAGCGGUCGAGGCCAGUGUGGGUGCAGGUGAGGGAGAGGAAGCGGCAGCGGCGGGUGAUGGAGAGUGUGGCGCGUGCCCUCACCACGUUCAGGAGCAUGGCGGAGAAGGGGCAGCCCCACGUGCACCGAGACGCGGUAGCUGACAGUGUGUUCAAGUCCGUGCAGGACGUGCAGGCCCUCCCCUCGCUGACGGACGCGCAGCGCGUGGCGGCCAUCGACGCCUUCCUGCAGCGCCCCCUCGACGCUCACGCCUUCCAGGCCAUGAGCCCCGCCCUGCAGACCCUCUUCGCCCGCCGCGCCCACGCCCACGCCGUUGACCGCCAGCUCGCCGGGAUUCAAGCUGCCGCUGCUGCUGGGGGGGGGAAUGCGCCCCUCACAGACCAGCUCCUCGCCCCGCUGCAAGGCGGGGCUGGGACGGUGGGGCAAACGGGAGCAGUGGGAGGUGGGGGUGUGGGUGUGAGUGUGGCAGCAGCAGCAGUAGCAGCAGCCUCAGCAGGAGGAGCGAGGGGUGUACAAGGUGUGGGAGGGGUAGGAGGAGGAAGAGGGGUUGGUGGGGGAGGAGGGGUAGGACGGACAGAGGGGCCAGGAGGAGCAGGUGGGAUUAAUAGUGCAGGUGGGUUGGGCGGCAGACAAGGGGCGGGCAGCGUGGCAGGGCUGCAGCAGCUAGGGCAUCGCGUGGAGGAGUUGGUGCGAGAGAGCCUGAGAGGAGUCAACAACGCCAAUCAACAGGCAGUCAAUGCUGGUCAAUGCUGGUCAAGGGGGUUGGCUGGCAACCCAGUGGUGGUCAAUGGGAUUCAAUGCGAGUGCCCUGAGUGUGUGGCUGCUAGAAUGCGUCAAGGCACAGUCAACGCGAGUCAAGCACUGGUCAACGCGGGUCAAGCAGCAGUCAACGCCAGUCCAUCGGUGGUCAACGCAGAUCCAUGUAGGGGAGCAUCAGCGAAUCAGGUGGAGACAGCUGUCGGCCAGCCAGGGUUGGGUGCAGGUCGUGUGAGAGGACCUGCUGUGCUACAGACAAGAAAUGCUGGUCAAGCACCAGUCAACGCUGUCAACGCUGGUCAAGCACCAGUCAACGCUGGUCAAGCACCAGUCAACGCUGGUCAAGCACCAGUCAACGCUGGUCAAGCACCAGUCAACGCUGGUCAAGCAGCAGUGACUGCAGGAGGAGGGGCAGUGGGUGUGGGUCAAGGCAGAGCGGAUGUGGGAGCAGGGGGAGGAGGGGUUUGGAGGGAAGCAGCGAUUGUGGGGCUGCCAUUGGUGGAGCGGCUGCUGCAGGGCCGGGCGAAGCAACGGAGCGGUGCUGUGGCGAGGGGAGAGGGGGAGACCGGCAGGCAGGGAGAGGAGCAGCAAGGGGAGCAGGGAGGGGAGCAGGGAGGGGAACAGGGAGGGGAGGCGAGAGGGGAGCGGGGAGGGGAGGCGAGAGAGGGGCAGGGAGGGGGGCAGGGAGGGGAUGAGAGGGUGGGGACGGUGAGUGUGGCGGGGGGCAGGGGCAGCGGAGGGGGGGUGUUCACGCUGUCGCACCGCUGUGUGGCGGACGGGCCGGCAGGGCAGUGCAGCCUGUGCAGUAUCGUUGCUGACCUCGUCAAAGAGCUGGGGGGAGCCGCUGCUGGGGGAGGCGCUUCUGGGGGAGGCGCAGCUGGGGGAGGCGCUGCUGGGGGAGGCGCUGCUGGGGGAGGGGGCGCUGCUGUGGGAGGGGGCGCUGCUGGGGGAGGGGGUGCUGCUGGGGGAGGGGGCGCUGCUGGGGGAGGGGGUGCUGCUGACCUUUUCAAAGAGCUGGGGGCACCUGGCGAUGGGUGGGGGCGGGGCAAGGAGCUGGGCGCACCUGGCGAUGCGGCGCGUGGUGGGGGCGAGGUGGGGGAUGAUGGGAGAGAGGUGCGCACUGGGGGCGAGGUUGGGGGCACUGAGGGUGAGAUGUCCGGUCCGAGAGGGGAGGAGGGCGGGAAUGCUGUUGGAGGGGCGGACGGGGCAGUCGCGGUGGAGAGGGGUGUGGCGGGAAGGAUGAGGGCAGAGGAGGGUGGGGAGGAAAGGGGCGGUGGAGGUGAAGAGGCAGUCAAUGCAGGUGAAGGGGCGGUCAAUGCAGGUGAAGGGGCGGUCAAUGCAGGUCAAGGGGCGGUCAAUGCAGGUCAAGGGGCGGUCAAGGCUGGUCAAGGGGCGGUCAAUGCUGGUCAAGGGGCGGUCAAUGCAGGUCAAGGGGCGGUCAAUGCAGGUCAAGGGGCGGGUAUGAAUGGAGCAGAAGAGUUGAACCUUUCAGGCCGGAAUGUGAGUGCUGGAUGGGAUAUGCGUGAGGAGGAGGGGUUGAGUGAGGGGCCAGGAACUGUAUGUGUGAGGGACGAUGGAGUUAUUGUGUUCGAGGGGGGAGAUUUGAGUAUGGGGGAGGGAGGCACUUCUGAGGGUGAAGGGGAUGUGACUCUGAGGGAGGGGGAUGUACCUAUGGGGGAAGGGGAUGUGACUCUGAGGGAGGGGGAUGCGACUGUAAGCGGAGGGGAUGCGACUGUGAGGGGAGGGGACUUAAGCAGUAAGGAGGGAGAGACACGUGGAAAGGAAGGAGAUGUGAAUGGGAAAGAGUGCGAGGCGAGUGGAAAGGAGGGAGAGACGAAUGGAAAGGAGUGUGAGCCUAGUGGGAAGGAGGGAGAGACGAGUGGGAAGGAGGGGGGGACGAGUGGGCACGAGGGAGAGACAUGUGGGAAGGAAGGAGAGUUGAGUCAGGAGGGAGAGGUGAGUGGGGAGGAAGAAGAGUUGAAUGGGAAGGAGGGAGAGACAAUUGGGGACGAGGGAGAGAUGAGUGGGAAGGAGGGAGAGACGAAUGGAAAGGAGGGAGAGACGAAUGGAAAGGAGGGAGAGACGAAUGGAAAGGAGGGAGAGACGAAUGGAAAGGAGGGAGAGACGAGGGGGGAGGAAGGAGAGUCGAAUGGGAAUGAGGGAGAGACGAGUGGGAAGGAGGGGUUUGAAGCCUUGGGGAAAAGCAAUGUGACUGCCAUGUUAGGAGGGAAGUUCGGAGGCAAGAAAGGAGACAAGGAAGUAGAAAACGAAGGAGGGAAGGAGUGA
Molecule: messenger RNA, 4410 nt
Organism: Closterium sp. Yama58-4
Lineage: Eukaryota; Viridiplantae; Streptophyta; Zygnematophyceae; Desmidiales; Closteriaceae
Source: the annotation of a GenBank genome assembly